Molecule: messenger RNA, 2249 nt
Organism: Scaptodrosophila lebanonensis
Lineage: Eukaryota; Metazoa; Arthropoda; Insecta; Diptera; Drosophilidae
Gene: Agpat1
Product: 1-acyl-sn-glycerol-3-phosphate acyltransferase alpha
Exons: 4
Coding region: 346-1314 (322 amino acids)
Biological process (GO): phosphatidic acid biosynthetic process
Cellular component (GO): membrane; endoplasmic reticulum
Molecular function (GO): 1-acylglycerol-3-phosphate O-acyltransferase activity
Source: RefSeq, a predicted model, not a curated record
UCGCUGCUGGGCGCCGGUAACGGAAAUUCACGAAUAAUUUUUUUUUCGCGCUGUACGUGUUUAAACGGCGUCCGUCGCACGCCACUGCAUCAGAACAAAGCAAUAGUAAAGCUGUGUUUGAACUAACAUUCAGAAGCAGCAGUUAUAGCAGAUACUCAGAGAAGAGAUUUCCGACUAUAGUCGCUUUCAAGCUGCAUCUGCUGCAGUCGCUGACAUUGACGUCGACGUCGCUGCCUUCUUUGACGACGCUGUCGUUAAUCGUCGCCGCUGUAGCAGAAGGGAGGAAGCCUCAAAACAACAGAGGCCCGGAAGGCCGCAUAAUAAUAUUUGCAUAUUAUUCUCAUAAUGACUUCGUACAUCGAACUGCUGGGAUUGUUUGUGCUGCUUAUGUUGCCGUUCCUGUACGAGACAAAUCACAUAUUCAGAUACUAUUUCAAAUUUCUGAUCUACUAUGGCGUCGUGUCCUUCAACUCGAUCGUCCUUAUACCGGCCUUUCUGACACGACCCUGCGAUGUCCGCAAUCUGCUCUGGGCAAGCAGCUUCUGCCAUCGCAUUUCGACGCUUAUUGGCCUCCGCUGGGAGUUGCGCGGCAAGGAGCAUUUGGAAAAGGAUCAGGCCUGCAUUAUAGUGGCGAAUCACCAGAGUUCGCUGGAUGUGUUGGGCAUGUUCGAUAUUUGGCCCGUGAUGAAUAAAUGCACGGUGGUGGCGAAGCGUGAACUCUUCUAUGCGUGGCCGUUUGGUUUGGCUGCUUGGCUGGCCGGCCUCAUCUUCAUAGAUCGGGUGCGCGGUGAGAAAGCGCGUGAUACCCUGAAUGCGGUGAAUCGGCGUAUUAAGCAAAAGCGCAUAAAGCUGUGGGUGUUCCCAGAGGGGACGCGUCGCAAUACUGGAGAGCUGCACCCCUUCAAGAAGGGUGCCUUUCACAUGGCCAUCGAUGAGCAGAUACCCAUAUUGCCUGUAGUAUUUAGCUCCUAUUGCACAUUCCUGAACGAUAAGAAAAAGAUACUCAAUGCUGGACACAUUGUGAUCACAACGCUGCCUCCAGUUAGUACGAAGGGACUCACCAAGGACGACAUUGACACGCUAAUGGAGCAUGUACGUGGCCAGAUGCUGGAGACAUUCAAGCAAUCAUCGGCGGAGACUUUGCAGCGCUAUAAGCCGCACAAGACAACGCCGCCAACAACAGUUAAUGGUGCUGAGGCAAUGGUCGCCGCUGCUUCCGCAUCCGGCUAUGCGCCGCUGCAUGUGAGCGCCUCUUAUGAGACAUACAAGGCGACGGCCACAAAGGCGACCAUGCAAUCGCUGAAGACCCUGUAGGUGUUGCUCAGGUGUGUGCUCAGGUCAGCUUUAUAGCAUGGAAGUGGAAGUGCAAGUGUGCAGCAGAUGGAUGAUAUAUUGCACGACGCUAGCUUUACAAUAUUUUAAUCUAUUCUAACAAUUGGCUCGCCUGGCGGUGACUGCAUGUACUACGAGCAGCGCCACCAAGCGGCAAAACAAAUUGCGACUGUCAAAAUUGUAUUUUUUUGUUUUUUGUUUUGUAUUUGUUUUGUUUUUUUUUUUUUAAUUAAGCAACACAUACCAAAAACGUGAAAACGCUAAAAAUAGAGCAUGUAGGUAUAUUUAUAUGGACAGCGGCUAAAGAUAUGGCUAAUAUAGCAAUUAAAUCUGAUCAUAUCUGAUCUGAAAUCAUACAAAAUACAAAUAAAUGUUGACGAAAAUAGGGAGGGCUGGGGAGAAACAUUUUUAACGAAUUUUUAACACACAAAUGCAAAGCGUCUCUAUUACUAUUAUUAUACUAAUUAUACUUUUUUUCUACACUAAGACUUAUCCAAGAAUAAUUCAGAAAUAAUCGUAUUAAAUAAUUAGACACAACAACCAACCACGUAUUACAAACUUAAUAUUCUUCAAUUAAGUUAAUUAAUUACGCCAUUUUGUAUUCAAAAUGUGUAUUUUCAUAGACAUUUUCAAACUUGUAAUCGCAACUCACAUUAUAAAUGGACGAUUUUGGAAAUAUUGUACAGACUUUGGUUCAUCGAAAUUCAUUAUUUUGGAUCCCAUUGUAAUUCCAUUGAAUUUUUGUUCAAUUGGCUAACAACAAGUACGUCUAUAGGCAAUACUACUAUAUAUAUCUUUCUGUUCGAGUGUUCUCUAUUGUGUAUUAUAUAUUAAUGUGUUAACUCUUUAAUGUAAAUACGAAGAGAGCAGCGGCUUAGUUAAAUAACAAAUCAAAAUAAAUAAAUAACUUAAUAUGA